Messenger RNA from Cercopithifilaria johnstoni, 1521 nucleotides. NCBI's taxonomy places the organism in Eukaryota, Metazoa, Nematoda, Chromadorea, Rhabditida, Onchocercidae. The record is from the annotation of a GenBank genome assembly.
AUGGUGAUGCGCCUUCUCGCUCCACUUUCACUCGGAACUCUGUUUGCUACAUUGAAAUUUCGUCGAGAUGGAAAAAUCCGGGAUUCUGUGCAAGCUAUCACAAUGCUCAACCAAAAUAAGAAUGCUAAGGAGGCUAUGGAAUAUCUCGAAAGAACAAAAUCGGACAUUAAAUUGUGCAUCCUGAAUACUCAAGCGCUAUUUCGUCUUGCAUUGCGUGGUAGCUCUUUAUGUAAGCGAAACGCAACGACAUCAGCUAAAAAAUCCAUUGAGUCAGUUGGAAUGUUGGAAGAUGCUAUAAAACGGCUUAUAAUCGACGAUGAAUGGGAAGGAACUGUGAAAUGGUUAAUUCCGCAUAUGUAUAAUGAAGAUGACCCUUUAUCUUAUAAAUACUUUCUAGAAAGGCGCCGAUCUCAAGAUCUACGCUUAAAUCGUCUUCUUUCCCAGCUUGUACUUAAAACUGAGACUGGAUUUGGAAGAGAACUUAUCAGUCAAGACAUUCUUACACUGCUGCUCCAACUUUGCAACCAUUAUCGAGAGACAAAUCGUAGCAUUUAUUUGAACGCAUUGAAAAUACUGGCAAACAUUGUCGUGCAGAAUGAAUACUGCGCAACAGCAGUUGCAAAUUCAGGAUGGCUUUCAAUGCUCGCAGCCAUGGCUACAUCGCAGAUUUUUGAAGAAGUGUUGAUGACUGAGAAGAUCUGCAAUAAUGGUUUGAGUGUUUUCGAUAGCACUAGAAAGCCACUGAAAACUAAUGUUUAUGAGCUUUUUCGUCCAGAUGAUGACCAGCCACCGAUAAUUGACUUGGUACUGAUCCAUGGUAUCCGCGGUAGUGUUUUUUGGACCUGGCGAGAAAAAGAUAAUCCGUCAAAGACAUCACGCACCCGAUGCUGGCCAAGGACAUGGCUUCCGCAAGAUGUGCCUGUUCCAAUGCGAAUACUUGCCAUCGAUUACCUAUCCUCGCUUGUGCAUUUUGUAGGAGUUGCUGAAACGGUGAGCACAAGAGCCCAAAAAUUUGCGGUGGAACUUAAAACUGCUGGUGUUGGUGACCGACCUGUCCUGUUCAUUUGUCAUAGCAUGGGCGGCUUAUUAGUGAAACGAAUUUUAUUGGAUGAUCCAAAAAUACGUCGCAACACAAUGGGGAUAUUAUUUAUGGCAACGCCGCACCGAGGCAGUCCUUAUGCAAUGUAUGCACCAUUGGGCUUGCGACCUUCCGAUGAUGUGAAACUUUUGCAUCAGCAAAGCGCAAUAAACAGACAGCUUCAUCAAGAUUUUCUUAAAAUUAUUGAUGCAGUGCCCGUGAUAAGUUCAGUAGCAGAAACAGAGAAAGCACCACUUAUCAUGCGUCAGAAAGGCAUACUGGUACCUCCAGAAAGUGCUUAUUUGGAACGCGGCGCCUUCUACCACAUAAAUGACGCACAUCACAAUAUUUGUAAGCCUUCUAACCAACAGGAUCGUAUCUAUAGUAUAAUUUUGCUGUUUAUAAAUGACGCCAUUCACUAUAUUGUGAAGAAAAUGAGUUAA